CAACUUUUGAUCAAUUGUACAAUGCAAAGCACUAACGAAAUUGAUGGUAGAGUGCAAAGUGCUUGUCAGAGUGAAUUGGAGUUAAUACUCAAGGAUAUGAAAAGUGAUAUAUUACAAACAAAUGAAGAUUUUAAACCAAAUUUAUUGACACAAUUUUCAACUUUAGACAACAAAAAACCAGUUGAAAAAAUGCAACAUUAUACUUGUGAUGAUAUUAAAUCAAAUGAACCAAAGCCAUUUUUUAUUUCAAAUGAAAUAAAAUCAGAUAAUUUAACAUUAUAUUCAAAUUUUGAAGAUGAAAAUUUGGACAAUACAUUUUCAACUCUCAAAGAUAUGAAACCAACAUCUUUUUCAAUGUUUGAAGAUACUAAACCAGAUAUAUUGACACUUUCAUCAUUUGAGGGUAAGCAGAAUCAUGGUUUAGAGGUACCUCAACAGCUUGAAAUUUCACCAAAUUCAACUGCUUUCAAUGAAAAUAGUACUGUUUUUAACUCAGAUCUUCAUACAACAUUUAUUGAUAAUCUCCCAUCAAUACAUAACCUUAAUAAUAAGGGACAGAAGACGAACAAGUGUGAUAUGUGUUGUCAAACAUUUUCACAUUUUGAUAAAAUUACACAACAUCUGAAAACUCACACCGGAGAGAUUCCAUGUGGGUAUGAUUUGCAUCAACAAAAAACUGUUAUAAUUAAUCAUGUUAAGCAACAUAAGAAAAUAGUUACAAAACAGAUACACAAAAAGUCUGGUUUGAAUACUGGAGAUGGAUCAUAUGAAUGUGAUAUGUGUCAUAAAAUGUUUAAACAAAGGUCUAAUUUAUCUCGGCAUAAAAAUAUUCAUUCUGGACUUAAACAAUAUGAAUGUGAUAUGUGUCAUAAAAUGUUUAAACAAAGGUCUAAUUUAUCUCGGCAUAAAAAUAUUCAUUUUGGACUUACACAAUAUGAAUGUGAUAUUUGUCAUAAAGUGUUUAGCUGUAAAAGAAGUUUAUCUGAGCAUAAAAAUAUUCAUUCUGAAUUUAAGCCAUAUGAAUGUAAUAUUUGUAACAAAAAGUUGAAUUCUAAGUGGAAUUUAUCUCAACAUAAAAAAUUUGUUCAUUAUGGAGUUAAGCGACAUGAAUGUGAUGAUUGUCAUAAAACGUUUAUUUAUGAGUGGUAUUUAUCAGAUCAUAAAAAGCUUCAUUUAGGAGAGAGGCCACAUGAAUGUGAGGUAUGUCAUAAGAAGUUUAGUUACAGGUCAAGUUUAUCUAUGCAUAAAAAAAUUAAACAUUCUGGACUUAAGACAUAUGAAUGUGAAAUAUGUCAUAAGAAGUUAAGUACACAGAAUUAUUUUUAUCAUCAUAAAAAAAUUCAUACUGGACUUAAACCAUAUGAAUGUGAUGUUUGUCAUAAGAAGUUUCUUAGAAAGAAUCAUUUAUCUCUACAUAAAAAGGUUCAUUCAGAGGAGAGGCCAUAUGAAUGUGAAAUAUGUCAUAAGAAGUUUAGUAGAAAGAAUUAUUUAUCUGAACAUAAAAAAAUCCAUACUGGAUGUAAACCACAUGAAUGUGAUGUUUGUCAUAAGAAGUUUAUUAGAAAGCAUAUUUUAUCUGGACAUAAAAAGGUUCAUUUAGAUGAGAGGCCACAUGAAUGUGAUGUUUGUCAUAAGAAGUUUAAAAGAAAAGAUCAUUUAUCUCGACAUAAAUAUGUUCAUACAGUCCUUAAGGCACACAAAUGUGAUGUUUGUCAACAAACGUUUAAUCAAAAGUCUAAUUUAGCUAAGCAUAUAAAAAUUCAUAUUUGAUUUAAACCACAUGAAUUUGAUGUUAGUCAUAAAAAGUUUAUCAGAUGUAUAUUUUAACUAAACACAAAAAUAUUCACUCUGCACUUAAUCCACUUUUGAUGUCAUGCUUGUCAAAAAGCGAUCUUUCAGAGGUAUAGUUUAUCUAAUCUCAAAAAUAUUCACUCUGGAUUUAAUCCAUAUGAAUAUCAUUUUUUCUCAAAAUGUUUAGUGAGAAAGGUCAGCUAUCAUAUGAUCAAAAGAUUUAUUAAGGAGACAGUCCACAUGAAUGUCAUGUGUGUCAAAGAAUGUUUAUUCUGAAGCAUCAUUUAGCUCAACAUAAAAGUAUCAUUUGGGAAUAAGGAAAUAUGAAUGUGUUGUGUGUCAAAAUUCUCACAUAGUAAAUGGACCAUCUGAAGUUAAAAGUUUGACAUACAAUGUUGUUUAUUGAUUGAACCUUAAAAUAUGCAUGUUUCGAUAUUUGUCAUUAACACAAUAAUCUUCGCUCAAUGAACUUCAAGAAAGAUAUAACAGUAACACUCUUUUUCUUUUCUGAAUGUUAACAAUGUUCUUUCAACCAAAAGAAUAUAAUUUUUUUUUCUAUCUAUUGUAUGUGUUUUUUUCUACAAAAUUCUCUUA
This is a messenger RNA of Physella acuta, 2385 nucleotides long. RefSeq names its product zinc finger protein 83-like. Gene Ontology annotation, biological process: regulation of transcription by RNA polymerase II. Gene Ontology annotation, cellular component: nucleoplasm. Lineage: Eukaryota; Metazoa; Mollusca; Gastropoda; Physidae. The record is from RefSeq and is a predicted model, not a curated record. Gene Ontology annotation, molecular function: DNA-binding transcription repressor activity, RNA polymerase II-specific; RNA polymerase II cis-regulatory region sequence-specific DNA binding.